AUGGAGCUGAAGCGGAGCAUGGCGAUCCCGCGGCUCCUCGUGCUGGGACUCUGGGCUGCGGCACUCCGGGACGUCGCUGCCGUGGCAGGUAUGAAAUUUACAGGACCUCCAAUCAAAUUAAAGGUGUCCCAGGGUCAGCCCGUGAAACUAAAUUGCAGCCUCGAGGGAAUGGAAGAUCCCGAGAUGUUGUGGAUCAAGGACGGAGCAGUGGUGCAAAGCGUAGACCAGGUGUACAUUCCAGUAGAUGAAGAACACUGGAUCGGCUUCCUCAGCUUGAAAUCCGUCGAGCGGACAGAUUCUGGGAAGUACUGGUGCCAGGUUGAGAACGGGGGGAAGAAGGAAGAAUCACAACAAGUGUGGCUCAUAGUGGAAGGUGUGCCCUACUUCACUGUGGAACCUGAGGAUGUGUCUGUGUCCCCCAAUGCCCCAUUUCAUAUGGCCUGUGCUGCUGUUGGCCCCCCUGAACCAGUGACAAUUGUCUGGUGGAUGGGAGACUCUAGAGUGGGGCUUCCAGACGUCUCCCCCUCCAUCUUAAAUGUGUCAGGUAUUAAUCAAAGCACAGUUUUCUCCUGCGAAGCUCACAACGUAAAGGGAUUGUCUUCAUCUCGGACUGCCACUGUUCAAAUUAAAGCCAUGCCUCUCCCGCCUCUCAAUGUAACUGUAAGCCAAGUCACCAGCAGCAAUGCCAGCGUGGUCUGGGUGCCAGGAUUUGAUGGCCGUGCACCUCUCCAUUCUUGCACUCUUCAGGUAGCUGAGUCACCAGAUGGCCAGGAGGUGUCCACUGAAGUCACCCCAGUGCCACCCUUUUCCUACACCGUGCAAGGCCUGAAGCAUUCCACCAACUACAGCGUCCGUGUGCAGUGCAGCAAUGAGAUGGGCAACUCCCCUUUCACUGACAGGAUUUAUUUCCAGACCCUGGAGCUUGCUCCAAACAGCACCCCUCAAAAUAUCCAUGUCAUUCAAAGAGAUCCUGGUUUGAUUUUGGAGUGGGAAGGUGUGGCUCCAGAUGUACUGAAAGAUAAUGUCCUGGGAUACAGACUGGAAUGGAUUCAGGAUAAUGUAACUCAGGGGGAGAUGAUCGUGCAGGACACAAAAGCCAAUCUCACCAUGUGGAAUCCUCUCAAAGACCUGAUUAUCAGGGUGUGUGUGCUGAACUCUGCAGGGUGCGGGCCCUGGAGUGACCUCUUCCUGCUUGAAGCCCAGGAAGUCAUGGGUGGCCAGAGACAGCCUCCUUAUGGAACAUCCUGGGUUCCUGUGGCAUUGGGCAUUCUCACUGCUCUGGUCACUGCUGUUGCCCUGGCUCUUAUUCUCCUUCGGAAAAGAAGAAAGGAAACUCGGUUUGGCCAUGCCUUUGGCAGUGUGGUUGGCAGAGGGGAUCCAGCAGUCCAUUUCAGAGCUGCCAGGUCUUUCAACAGGGAGGGCCCAGAGCUCAUUGAAGCAACAUUGGAGAGUGUAGGGAUCAGUGAUGAGUUGAAGACAAAACUAAAGGAUGUCUUAAUCCAGGAACAGCAGUUCACCUUGGGAAGAAUGUUGGGCAAGGGGGAGUUUGGGUCAGUUCGAGAGGCACUACUGAAGCUAGAUGAUGGCUCUUUCCAGAAAGUGGCAGUGAAGAUGCUGAAAGCGGAUAUCUUCACCUCGACUGACAUUGAGGAGUUCCUGCGAGAGGCUGCCUGUAUGAAGGAGUUUGACCACCCUCAUGUCACCAAACUGAUUGGAGUCAGUCUACGAAGCCGUCCCAAGGGCCGUCUCCCAAUUCCCAUGGUGAUCCUGCCCUUCAUGAAGCAUGGAGACCUCCAUGCUUUUCUGCUGAUGUCACGGAUUGGGGAAAACCCAUUUAACUUGCCUGUUCAGACACUCCUCAAGUUCAUGAUUGACAUUGCCAGUGGGAUGGAGUACUUGAGCUCAAAAAAUUUCAUACACAGGGACCUUGCAGCUCGGAACUGCAUGUUGGAUGAGAACAUGAACGUGAGUGUUGCAGACUUUGGGCUUUCUAAGAAAAUCUACAGUGGAGACUACUACCGCCAGGGCUGUGCCUCCAAGCUGCCAGUGAAGUGGCUUGCUCUGGAAAGUCUGGCAGACAAUCUGUACACAACGCACAGCGAUGUGUGGGCGUUUGGGGUGACCAUGUGGGAGAUUGUGACCCGAGGGCAAACCCCUUAUGCUGGCAUUGAGAAUGCAGAAAUCUACAACUACCUCAUCAGUGGGAACAGGCUGAAGCAGCCCCCGGAGUGCCUGGAAGAUGUCUAUGAUCUCAUGUGCAGAUGUUGGCAUCCUGAGCCCAAACUACGCCCCAGCUUUGGAGUACUCCGGUCACAGCUGGAAAUGAUUCGCGGGAGGAUGUCCACGCUCUCUUCCAGUCAAGAUCCUCUCUAUGUCAACAUUGGGAAGGACAAAGAGGUGUCUGCAAGUGACCCUGCUCUGCACGCCUCCUUUGGAAAUAUGGAUGCUGAAGAGACUGUUGCUGGGGCAGCUGCUGCUGUUACAAGUGACUAUCGCUACAUCAUGAGCCCCUUGUGCCUUGGAGAUGAUGCUGAGGGUGAGAGGCAUCCAGAUGGACAAGAAGGGGAGGACAAAAGCCUUCUGUAUGAGCUAGAGACAGAAGGAGAGAAAAGUUGCUAG
Cinclus cinclus is the source of this 2619-nucleotide messenger RNA. It is a transcript of the gene TYRO3, whose product is annotated as TYRO3 protein tyrosine kinase. NCBI's taxonomy places the organism in Eukaryota, Metazoa, Chordata, Aves, Passeriformes, Cinclidae. Gene Ontology annotation, molecular function: protein binding; ATP binding; transmembrane receptor protein tyrosine kinase activity. The transcript is spliced from 19 exons. The coding region runs from base 1 to 2619 and encodes 872 amino acids. Gene Ontology annotation, biological process: cell migration; positive regulation of kinase activity; phagocytosis. The record is from RefSeq and is a predicted model, not a curated record. Gene Ontology annotation, cellular component: signaling receptor complex.